CAGACCCGAUCGCACUCAUGUUCUCCUCGUCCUCGUCCCGCACCCUCCUUGCUCUCGCUGCGGCAGCGCGGAUCGUCUCCGCCGCGACGGUUGGGCCAGUUGGCUCCCUGGUGGUGGCCAACGCAACGAUCUCGCCCGACGGUCUGCCCCGCGCAGCCGUCCUGGCCGGAGGCACGUUCCCUGGAACGCUCGUCACCGGAAACAUCGGCGACAACUUCCAGCUGACGGUCGUCGACCAGCAGCAGGACAACCGCAUGCUCGAGCCGACGUCGAUUGUGAGCCUCAGCCAACGCUCGCCUUGUUGGGCAUCCCUGAUUGGUUU
Molecule: messenger RNA, 322 nt
Organism: Mycena citricolor
Lineage: Eukaryota; Fungi; Basidiomycota; Agaricomycetes; Agaricales; Mycenaceae
Source: the annotation of a GenBank genome assembly